GUUGCAAAGUCCAACUUUGAUUUCGCCGGCGUCUCGUCCUUUUUAGAUGGACAAGUUACAACCCGAGAGUCCAAUUUCGAUAGGAUUGUGAAUCAAAUCUAAGCGACGAUGUCAGGAGUGUACGACAAUCACGCAGAUGCCUAUUUGGACGCCAGGCCCACUUACCCUUCCGAUUGGUUCUCCAAGCUCGCCGGACUCUCCCUCCGCCGUAAUCUCGCCUGGGAUGCCGGCACCGGCAACGGCCAAGCCGCCAUUGGUGUGGCGGACCAAUACGACAGAGUCAUCGCGACGGACGUGAGCGAGACGAUGCUGAAGUUCGCGACGCCUCAUCCGAAGGUCACCUACCACCACACGCCGCCGUCAAUGACAGACGAGGAGAUGUUAGAUCUCAUCGGAGGAGAGAACUCCGUCGAUCUGAUCACGGUGGCGACCGCCGUCCACUGGUUCGAUCUCCCUAGUUUCUACGCGCUUGCCACGCGCCUCCUCAGGAAACCCGGCGGGAUAAUCGCCGUCUGGAGCUACAGCACCGAGAUGGUGGUGAAUCCCGACUUUGACUCGGUGCUGAGUCGGUUCCACGACCAAACGCUGCCGUAUUGCAAGUUCCCACAAGCGCAGUACUUCUUAGACGGGUACAAAACGCUGCCGUUUCCGUUCGAGAGCGUGGGGUUUGGCUCGGAGGGUGAACCAGUGGAGCUCGAGAUGAAGAAAACGGUGUCGUUUGAAGGGCUCUUAAGGAUGCUUCGGUCGUGGUCGUCUGUCGAAACUGCCAAGCAAAAAGGCGUUGACUUGUUGCCGGAAAAUGUGGUGAAGGAGCUCGAGACGGCUUGGGGAGGAGUCGGACUGGUUCGUACAGUCGUUUACAAGAGUUUUAUGCUCGUGGGGACCGUUGGAGCUUAACAUUGAAUCUUUGUGUUAACCAUAACUUUCAAGAUUUUUAAUGAUAAUCAAAAUAAAUUUAUAGAUUAACAAAAAAAAAAGAACGUAUUUUUGUAUUUUUUUUUUGUUUUAAAGUGUGAUUUCCUUCUUUUUACACAAACACCCCAAAUUGCAAUCGAAACUCCGAUGAAAAGAUGCGUUUUGAAUUUUCACA
This is a messenger RNA of Tarenaya hassleriana, 1090 nucleotides long. RefSeq names its product putative methyltransferase DDB_G0268948. Gene Ontology annotation, molecular function: S-adenosylmethionine-dependent methyltransferase activity. The record is from RefSeq and is a predicted model, not a curated record. The transcript is spliced from 2 exons. Bases 109 to 897 code for a protein of 262 amino acids. Lineage: Eukaryota; Viridiplantae; Streptophyta; Magnoliopsida; Brassicales; Cleomaceae.